GGGGACGAAAAGGAAGCAUUGUAAACCGCGGGAUAGAAAUAGCGGCAAAGAUUUGAUUUAGUGCGGUGAUUGAAAACAAACACUUUCUCAAAAAAGCAACAAGAGCAUAUAGCAUCAUUCAUUCUGUGCUUGGUGCAUUUUUGGAACUCCAAUGGAAAAUGAACGUUAUUGCCUUCCCGCGAUGGAUCUGCUGCGAUCGGAGCCUAUGCAACUGGUUCAAUUGAUCAUUCCAAUCGAAGCAGCUCAUCGAUCCAUCUCUUACCUUGGCGAACUCGGUCUCUUCCAAUUCAGAGAUAUGAAUGCAGAUAAAAGCCCUUUUCAACGGACUUACGCUGCUCAGAUGAAAAGAUGUGGGGAAAUGGCACGCACGCUUCGGUUAUUCAAGGAACAAAUGACGAAGGCAGGUGUUUCACCCUCACCAACUCGGUCAACAAGAGACGGUUAUGUAGAUUUGGAUAGUUUGGAGGGUAAACUUGCAGAACUUGAAGCUGAGCUACUCGAGAUUAAUGGAAACAAUGAGAAGUUGCAGCACGCUUACAAUGAGCUAUUCGAGUAUAAGCUUGUUCUGGAAAAGGUCGGUGAGUUUUUCUCUAAGGCACAAAAUAGUGCUGUAGCUCACCAGAGGGGUCUUGAAGUCCAGACAAUUGUUGAGGGAUCUAUUGAUAGCCCAUUAUUACUGGAACAAGAGACAACAUAUGCGUCAAAGCAGAUCAAACUGGGGUUUGUCAGUGGUCUUGUUCCUAGAGAAAAAUCAAUUCCUUUCGAAAGAAUUUUAUUUCGUGCUACUAGGGGAAACGUUUUUCUCAAGCAGGCUGUGAUUGAACAUCCUGUUCUUGAUCCUAUGUCAGGAGACAAGGUUCAUAAAAAUGUCUUUGUCGUAUUUUAUUCUGGAGAAGGAGUUAAAAGUAAAAUUCAAAAGAUAUGUGAUGCUUUUGGAGCAAAUCGUUAUCCUUUCUCAGAUGACUUGAGUAAACAAUUUCAGCUGAUAACAGAGGUGUCAGUAAAACUUGAAGAAUUAAAGGCAACCAUUGAUGUAGGUAUGCUUCACCGGAGCACUUUGUUGCAGACAAUUGGAAAUCAAUUUGAGCAGUGGAGCAUUCUGUUGAAGAAGGAAAAAUCCAUUUACUACACUCUAAAUAUGCUAAGCAUUAAUGUCACGAGGAAAUGUCUCCUUGCAGAAGGUUGGUGUCCGGUUUUUGCAGCUACUCAGAUUCAAAAAGCAUUGCAGCGGGCAACUAUGGACUGUAACUCUCAAGUUGGAGCUAUAUUUCAGGUUUUACAAACAAAGGAAUCACCGCCUACCUAUUUUUGCACAAACAAGUUUACUUCUUCAUUUCAAGAAAUCGUAGAUGCCUAUGGAGUUGCCAGGUACCGGGAAGCAAAUCCUGGAGUAUACACAAUCAUCACAUUUCCAUUCCUUUUUGCUGUAAUGUUUGGUGACUGGGGGCAUGGUAUAUGCUUAUUACUGGCAUCUUUGUAUUUCAUAAUCAAAGAAAAGAAGUUUUCUUCUCAGAAACUUGGAGACAUAUUAGAAAUGGCUUUUGGGGGACGCUAUAUUAUUAUGUUGAUGGCACUAUUCUCAAUCUACACCGGCUUGAUAUAUAAUGAAUUCUUCUCAAUUCCAUUUGAACUAUUUGGACCAUCUGCCUAUGGAUGCCGUGAGUCUUCAUGCAGGGAUGCUUCUACAACAGGUUUAAUGAAAGUGCGGGGCACUUACCCAUUUGGUGUGGAUCCUAAAUGGCAUGGUACUCGAAGUGAACUUCCAUUUCUUAACUCUUUGAAAAUGAAGAUGUCAAUUCUACUGGGAGUAUCUCAGAUGAAUCUUGGAAUCAUGUUGAGUUACUAUAAUGGAAAAUACUUUGGAAACGACAUAGAUGUCUGGUACCAGUUUGUUCCCCAGAUGAUAUUCUUAAACAGCCUAUUCGGCUACCUUUCACUCCUCAUAAUUGUAAAAUGGUGGACUGGAUCACAGGCUGACCUGUAUCAUGUGAUGAUAUACAUGUUCCUAAGUCCAGCUGAUGAUUUGGGUGAAAACCAGCUCUUUGUUGGACAAAGGUUCCUUCAAAUUGUGCUGCUACUGUUGGCACUCGUCGCUGUACCUUGGAUGCUAUUACCAAAGCCCUUUCUCCUGAAGAAGCAACAUCUAGAAAGGCAUCAAGGUGAAUCUUACUCUUUGCUCUAUGCUGGGGAUGAACCUCUUGAAUCAGAGUCAAAUAGUACUCCCCGCGAUCAUGAGGAGUUUGAUUUCAGCGAGGUUUUAGUGCACCAACUGAUACAUACAAUAGAAUUUGUGCUUGGAGCUGUGUCUAAUACGGCUUCAUACCUACGUUUAUGGGCCCUCAGUCUAGCUCAUUCAGAGUUAUCAAGCGUUUUCUAUGACAAAGUUCUACUUCUAGCAUUGGGGUAUAGCAACAUCAUUGUUCUCAUUGUUGGCAUUAUUGUUUACAUAUGUGCUACUGUUGGUGUGUUACUGGUAAUGGAAAGUCUGAGUGCUUUCUUGCAUGCUUUGAGACUUCACUGGGUUGAGUUUCAGAACAAAUUUUAUCAGGGAGAUGGUUACAAGUUCUUUCCAUUUUCAUUUACAUCACUUAAUAAUGAGGAUGAACUGUAGCUGCUAAAUACUGGACAAUAUGUAUAGAUAGAAAGGUCAAUUUUACCUCAAGAACCUGGCAUGUGUAGUAUAUGAAGCUUUCACUUCAAGUCGCCCAAUUUGUAGUUAUAUCGUGUAUUCAUGUUAUCAGUUGUCUUCUGAAAUAAGAGCACUGAGACAAUGGAAGGUCUGUCUCUCUUGUUUGUUGGCCAUUAACACUUGGAGUCAAAACUCUAAAGCAAGCAGAUUAAGAGGAAAGAAAAACAAUUCCAUUCAGCAACUACAAGUUGAGGCGUUUUCAUUGUACAUCAAAUGCAUAUGACAGCACAUUUAAGUUGAGUGUGGUGUAUAAUAUAUCUGGAAAUUAAUAUAUUUUUUCCAGUUUAUUUUUGAGUCAUUCAUUCAAAUUGUAGUCAUUAUACCCACACAAAAAAUUGUAGUCAUUAUAUAUUGUCAUCUCAGGUUAAUCAUUACGAGACAAUCGUUGGUUGCUUUCCUGAUUCUUUACCCAACCUCUUUUAGUAGAUUUUCACUGAACCAGGCUGUAGAAGGCAAAAUUAUUUUAAUUUUAUAAACUAUACUCUAACUGUCUAACAUUAAAUGCUCCAACUAAUUCAUAAAAUGAAU
Lotus japonicus is the source of this 3217-nucleotide messenger RNA. Its product is annotated as V-type proton ATPase subunit a3-like. NCBI's taxonomy places the organism in Eukaryota, Viridiplantae, Streptophyta, Magnoliopsida, Fabales, Fabaceae. The record is from RefSeq and is a predicted model, not a curated record. Bases 152 to 2611 code for a protein of 819 amino acids. Gene Ontology annotation, biological process: proton transmembrane transport; vacuolar acidification. Gene Ontology annotation, molecular function: proton-transporting ATPase activity, rotational mechanism; ATPase binding. The transcript is spliced from 18 exons. Gene Ontology annotation, cellular component: vacuolar proton-transporting V-type ATPase, V0 domain; vacuolar proton-transporting V-type ATPase complex.